UGGCGAUUUAACAGGAUGAGUUUUGACCUACGAUGGCUGCCGCCAGCAGGAGCCAUUAUUACAGGGAGCCCAGACCACCAUUCAGACGGAAAAUAAUGCCUUUUGAAUCAUACUGGACUUUCGCUUUUCUAAUUUUGACUGCAAGCAAGUGUUUGGCAGACGACGAUCAUGAAAUGGAAGAGUUUUUGAAGCGAGAGUAUUCCCUUUCCAAGCCAUACCAAGGUGUGGGAUCCUUAGGCUCCUCGCAUUGGGAGCUGAUGGGGGAUGCCAUGGUAACCACCGAGCAGGUACGCCUCACACCUGACAUGCAGAGCCGGCAGGGGGCAGUGUGGAGCCGCCUUCCUUGCCAUCUGACAGAUUGGGAGAUGCAGGUGCACUUUAAGAUUCACGGGCAAGGGAAGAAGAACCUGAAUGGUGAUGGGCUAGCCAUAUGGUACACUAAGGAACGUGCACAAAAAGGUCCUGUAUUUGGAAAUAUGGACAACUUCACCGGCUUGGGUGUGUUUGUGGACACAUAUCCUAAUGAGGAGAAACACCUAGAGGCACAGAAGAAAAGAUAUACUCCUCGCACGCAGAGAAUUUUCCCCUUCGUCCUGGCCAUGGUUGGGAACGGCAGCAUCAGCUAUGACCACGAGCGGGAUGGUCGGCCAACAGAGCUGGGCGGCUGCAACGCAAUGGUGCGCAACCUCAAACACGACACCUUCCUCUUCAUCCGAUACGUCCGCCGCAGGCUCACGGUGAUGAUAGAUAUUGACGGGCAACAUGAGUGGAGGGACUGCCUGGACAUUCCCGGGGUGCGGCUUCCCAAAGGUUAUUAUUUUGGAGCCACAGCCAUCACUGGAGACCUCUCAGAUAACCAUGAUAUCAUUUCCCUGAAACUCUACCAACUGACGGUGUUGCGGAGUCGAAAGGAAGAGGAAGAGGAGGAAGAAGAGGAGAUAACCAUACCCAGUGUGGAUAACAUUGAGCUACUGAGAUUGGGUCAGACUGAAGAAGGGAUGAGUGGAUUAGCUAUUUUCUUCACCGUCUUCUUCUCCAUGUUGGGCUGCAUCUUCCUCAUCGUUAUCGGCCUAGUGGUCUACAGCCACUGGAGCGAGAGCCGACGCAAGCGCUUCUACUGAGAAAGACCAAAAAAACAUGGUGGCGAUUGUGAUGACUACUGUGGACCCAACCGCACUGAGACGGUGAGCCACCAGUAGAGUGCAGCAGGUCGUUUUUAUCCUGAGGACAACACUGUUUGAACAGAGGACGAAGUAGAUACAUCACCUGCUACAAAAAGCCAUUGUCCAACUUUGCCAUUGGUCGUCAUGAAGCAGUAGGACUUUAUUUUUGUCCUGCCUGACACACACCAACUCGGCCUUACCAUCUUCGCGUCUGUACUUGUUACACAGCAGCGGACAUGCAUUAUGACAUCUAACGAGCAGCUACAUUUUUAUUUUCAUUGUUCGCAGCAAAAUGACAAAUUCAAAUUUCUUUUUACUAUUUUUCAGUUUACUUAUGUGAUUUUAUGCCUUUGUGAAACUGAAAUAUAUAAGAAUCUAAUGUGUUCCCACUCUUUAGUGUGACUUGAAGCGCUAACCGUAUAGCACUAAAAACCAAUGAUGCUGUGCUUACUCUAGGUCCUUGCUAACUAAAGAUGCAUCCAGACUUGCAUUAGACAAAUGUCUGAGGAUACUAUGUAGUAUGCUGUAUAUUCUCAUCAUGUAGUUGUUGUGUGCAUGACAUGUGAUGGAUAUUUUUUGAGGAAUUGUCUCGGCAACCACUGUUGUUCGUUAACAUGAUGCUUUAACUUUUAUGUAAAGCACAUGCAGAAAACUGACUUGUCCCAUUGAUGCAUGUGGCAAAGCAAUUUUGCUCCCUUCACCAAAUUUUAUGAGUAUAUAAGGAAAUGGAUCAAAGUUUUUGUUGAUCAGUUUAGAGCAAACUCUUCUAAAUAUAUAUUUAAGUACAUACAUUUACAUAUCUGAAAUGGACUUUGCACUGAAGAGAAUUUGAAUGACUACUUAUUUGUUGUAAAUCAUUUUUCUUUGCACACUGAACACUAAAAUUACUUUGUUUGUUUCUUUUUUGUUAUAUGUAAAAACACCACCUCUGUGUUUCCGUCAUACGGUAUAUGCUUUUGCAGCGAACUGAACAUGCAGGUUGCCUCCUUUGGAUGGAGGUGUUGGCCGGGCCCUCUCGACAUCUGUACGUUCUGGAAAUGGCUGCAGGCCUCAUGUCAACAUAUUUUUUUAUGUGGUACUUUGUUUUCAAUUGUGCAACGAGUAGGGAUUUCCUUAUUUCCCUGUAACCACUUUAACAACCGCCCUACCUUAUUUCUGUUGUGUGCCUCAUAAAUCCAAUCAGUGAUCCAUAAAUUACAGUUAGUAACUACUCUCGACUUCGUCCUGAACCAUUUCUACUGCCUCCUUAAAGAGCAAACAAGACCUACAUUGAUAUUGUUGAUAACCUUUGUGAAGUGGGUGACAUGCAGGUCAACAGCAUACAGAUAGUCUUUGUUUAUGUGCUCCAGAUAGAAAGUUAAAGAAUAAACCGUGCAUCGUAGAAACCUCAUCAGACCGUUUCAGCUUUCAGUGUGUGUGGGAAACAACAUCCUAAUUUUAAGAUGACAUAACAUCCCAUCAAUAAUCCAGGCCAACUGUCUGAGGUGCUUCUCACGCAGCCAUGCGAUGAAGCUCCAGAUCAAUAUCUUAGCUUUGUCACACAUCUGGGCAGGGGCAUGAUUUUCACUUACAGGGCACAAGGUUAAUUUCUCAAAUGUUUCCGGCUUUACAAAUGUUUUUUUUACAAGAAAACACCAGGAUCCUGCAAAAGACUACUUGAGAUUAAAUGGAAGAAAUGUUGGAGUCAAGAAAUGGCAAGGGUCGGUCAGUUGAGUGCCAAUCUUUGUUUUAUUAAAAAAAUAAAAUACAAAUGAUGACCCAACGAGUACACAGCAGACUUCUUACUAAUACCAAAAGCAUUUUUAUCUAUCAUUCAGUGCUUUAUUCUUUUUAGACUUUAGUCAUUUUGGCUUGUUUAAAGUUAUUAAAAAAAAAAGUAGAAAUAGUCUGUUGUGAGUUUGCAGAUGCCUGCUUCUUUCUUAGACUAGGAGGUUUCUAAAUUUUGA
Messenger RNA from Etheostoma cragini (Arkansas darter), 3109 nucleotides. RefSeq names its product lectin, mannose-binding 2-like a (gene lman2la). Gene Ontology annotation, biological process: Golgi organization; endoplasmic reticulum to Golgi vesicle-mediated transport; endoplasmic reticulum organization. The coding region runs from base 33 to 1121 and encodes 362 amino acids. The record is from RefSeq and is a predicted model, not a curated record. The transcript has 9 exons. Gene Ontology annotation, cellular component: endoplasmic reticulum-Golgi intermediate compartment; endoplasmic reticulum membrane; Golgi membrane. Gene Ontology annotation, molecular function: D-mannose binding. Lineage: Eukaryota; Metazoa; Chordata; Actinopteri; Perciformes; Percidae.